UGACAGAAUUGUUUUCCAGGCCACAGCCUCCAAAUAACCUUUUGGCUGUUCCUUGGUUGAACCACAAGGGAGCGCUAUUGGACCCUGCAACAGACUUCUCACAGCCUCUGGGAUUGAGACAAGCACUUAUCCACGGAGCCAAGUCAUUGUUACAGCUGAGACCAAGGAGGAUUCUUGGUCAAGAAGAUUUCAUCUUGGCUCAUUCUUGGGCAGCAGCCGCCCCACACACUGGAGAGAAAAGAGUUUUCUCAAGGGAUGGGCAACUUUCAAUCCCAGCACCCUCUCCGACCAACAGAGCCCCGUGGCUCCAAGGCUCAGGCGCAGCUUCUGCUAUCCUUGAUUCCUCGGAUCCACUGAGAGAUCCUUGGAUCCAGGUGAGAGAGGCUGGGAAGAGGACAACAAGCUCUGUGCUCCGCCGAUUCAGACGGUCCCGGGGUAGUGAGGGCUCCCUGGGUCCCAUGCCGGGACUGGGCUUCGCCCAGCAAAGGCUGAAGUGGCGCUUGAUGGCCGAAGGGCACAGCGAUCACCUGACCAAAGAGGAGCAGAGAAGAGAGCUUCGACUGGCAUUCCGGCGCUGGAGUGAGGUGGCACCUCUCUCUUUCCAGGAGGACCUCACCUGUCCCAUGGCAGAGAUCGAUAUCUGGGUGGGCUUUGGCACAGGACGUCACCUGGGAUGCCCAUGGGCAUUUGACGGGCUAGGAGGGGAGUUGGCACACACCCUGCUGCCUGGUGAAAUCCACUUGGAUGAUGAUGAGCCUUACAACACCUCCCCAUCAGACCAGGGGGUCGGCCUUCUGCAGGUGGCUGUUCAUGAGAUAGGACAUGUGCUUGGCCUGCCCCAUCUGCUUUACCCUGGCUCUGUGAUGCAUCCCUUCUACCCCACCACUGGGGGCACUGUGGAGCUGAGCUGGCAUGAUAGGAGAGCCAUUCAGGAGCUGUAUGGACAGUGUGAGGACCCAUUUGACACCGUGUUCGAUUGGGUGAGGAGACAGAGCAGCCAGAAGGGGGAGCCAGUAUUGCGGUUCAACACCUUCUUCUUCCGAGGUGGGCAGUACUGGCUGUACGAGAACCGCCACAGCCGUCCUCGCCUUGGCGACCCGCGGAGGUUGACCGCUGGCUGGCGGGGGUUGCCGGAGGGUGGAGUUGACGCCUUUGUACACGUCUGGACACCCCAAAUCGACGCCAGAUUCUUUUUUAAAGGUACUCAGUUCUGGCGAUACGACAGUUCGACAGACCGGGUUUUUACCCAAGAUCCCGAGGGUCAGCGGUAUCCCUGUCGGAUCUCGGAGGGUUUCCCUGGCGUCUCCGGCCCCAUUGACGCUGCCGUGUUCCUGAGACGGGAAGGCUGCAUUUACUUCUUCAAGGGCCAGGAGGUGCUGGCGUUUGGUGUGUCCAGUAACCAGACUCUGCCUGGCUUUCCGAAGAGACUGGAGGAAGUGUUUCCUGCAUCCAUCCAGGAGGAUCACCCCACAGGGCAAGUUCUUCUGGGAAGUGGCAAGAGAGGGCAGCACUGAGCAUCCCGUCUCCCACAAUGCCCUGCUGCCCCGGAGGAGAGUGGCAGAGCAGUGGCUGGACCUGUGUGACGUCCAUCCCAGCACACUGGAUGAGAGAUGAGAGCAGCAACGAAAUCAUACAACAUCCUGUCCUGAUCAAAUUCUGAAGAUUAAAAAGAGAAUGAGGACUAUUAAACCUUGACCACCACUAAGAUGAAGGUCUCUCACAGUCAUCCCAAACCUACAGAGUUAAAAUAUGGGAUGAAACUGCUAGCAGUACGUUUUGUCCCUGUGCAUGCUGACCAUUCCUUCCGGGAUGUCUUAUAUAAGAAAAGUAUUAUUUCCAACAUACGAUCAUCAGUCUGUUUUUGAUGAGUUCUCGCCUUGUUUAUGAAAGACCAGAUGAAAGAAGGGCAAACUGUUGUUCUGAGUUCUGAAGUUGGACAACUGUGUGUCAGCCUGUGGCCUCAAGGCAAAAAGUCCAGGUUAAUUCCAUGAAGAAAAACAGAAAGAAGAAAUGAAACUCCUUGCCCAUUGAGCCUUCUUCAGCUGUAACACAUUGUGUUAUUUCUUUCUGUUUUUCAGCAUGGAAUUAUUCUUUGCAAGGAAUAGUCUUGGAAAACAACGAGGAAACUGAGGUACUGGAGUAACAAAAAAAACUGUACAUCUUAAUCCAGUAGGUCCUAUAAGCUAACUCCCUGUCCACAAUAAGGUGCAGGG
Molecule: messenger RNA, 2213 nt
Organism: Lepisosteus oculatus (spotted gar)
Lineage: Eukaryota; Metazoa; Chordata; Actinopteri; Semionotiformes; Lepisosteidae
Product: matrix metalloproteinase-21-like
Biological process (GO): extracellular matrix organization; proteolysis; collagen catabolic process
Cellular component (GO): extracellular matrix
Molecular function (GO): zinc ion binding; metalloendopeptidase activity
Source: RefSeq, a predicted model, not a curated record